This is a messenger RNA of Parathielavia appendiculata, 1950 nucleotides long. Its product is annotated as terpenoid cyclases/Protein prenyltransferase. The record is from RefSeq and is a predicted model, not a curated record. The coding region runs from base 115 to 1722 and encodes 535 amino acids. Gene Ontology annotation, molecular function: protein farnesyltransferase activity. Gene Ontology annotation, cellular component: protein farnesyltransferase complex. Gene Ontology annotation, biological process: protein farnesylation. The transcript is spliced from 5 exons. NCBI's taxonomy places the organism in Eukaryota, Fungi, Ascomycota, Sordariomycetes, Sordariales, Chaetomiaceae.
AUUUGCGGCAUGCCAGAAUAAUGUUAACGAGGACCCGGUCGUAAGUAUUGUUCCUCGGCCUGGAUAUUGCUUCCUAGAGGAACGGUGAAAUCACAUACAAACAAAGGACCCUCGAUGCGUCAAAAAGGCGUUGCCUUCCCGUGGAGAAAGAUGGCCACCCAACAGCGCCGUCCGCCAGCACCGCCGUCGCCCGCGCACCUAAGCCCGGACAGCGAAACAGUGGACGAGGAGAUAAUACCCAACAGAAGACAGCCAGGCCUCAUGAUUCCCGACCUCUUCACCCAGCUCCCGCCCGUCCGGGACGUACUGGUCACCGAGACCUCCCAGGUCCAGGACGAGACGGUCGAGCUCUGCUUGCCGUUGCUGAGUGGGGAGAGCGAAGAGCUUCAGUACAACGAGCACGGGGUGCCGCCGCUGGACCGGGAGAGGCAUGUUAAGUUUCUGCAUCAGUGUCUGGGUCAGCUGCCCGGCCGCUUUGUCGCCGCCGACGCCAGCCGCCCAUGGUUCCUGUACUGGUGCCUGUCGGCACUCACCAUGCUCGGGGAGGACGUGACGCCCUACCGCCAGUCGCUCGCAGCGACUGCGCGCUCGAUGCAGAACGACACGGGAGGUUUCGGCGGCGGCGGCAGGCAGCUCUCGCACAUGGCUACCACCUACGCCGUGGUCCUGUCGCUUGCCCUGGUGGGGGGCGACGAGACAUAUGAGGUUGUCGAUCGCAAGGCCAUGUGGAGGUGGCUCUGCAGUCUUAAGCAACCAGACGGCGGGUUCCAAGUUUGUCUCGGGGGCGAGGAAGACAUCAGAGGUGCUUAUUGCGCAGCUGUCAUCAUCUCGCUAUUGCGUCUUCCGCUGGAGCUGGCGCCAGAGUCUCUUGCAUAUACGGGAGACGGCAGCGUGAACCUUCUGACUGGGGUAGGAGACUAUGUACGGCGAUGCCAGACAUUUGAAGGCGGCAUCUCCGGCCAGCCAAACGCCGAAGCCCACGGGGCAUAUGCCUUCUGUGCCCUAGGUUGCCUCGCACUCUUGGACCACCCAGGCCGCAGCAUUUGGAGCUACCUCGACGUUCCACGGCUGAUCGCCUGGCUGUCCUCACGACAGUACGCACCCGAGGGCGGCUUCUCCGGGCGCACUAACAAGCUCGUCGACGGUUGCUACAGCCACUGGGUUGGCGGGUGCUUCCCCCUGAUCGAGGCAUGCCUCAACAGCACCAGCGGCGGUUGUGGGGCCCCGGCCGCAGACGAUCCGGCCAUCGCUGCAGCCAGCAGCAAACGAUUGCCGCCAGCAGACGAGAGCCUGUUCAACCGAGAGGGCCUGAUCCGGUACAUCCUCUGCUGCUGCCAAGAUCAGACCAAACGCGGCGGCCUGCGCGAUAAACCGGGCAAGAUGUCAGACGCCUAUCAUUCGUGCUAUGUCCUCUCGGGGCUAAGCUCCGCCCAGCACCAGUGGGUGCUCGACGAGCCCGAGCCCGAGGCAACCCAACAACAACUGAAAGGGCAAGCCGAAGGCUUGGUCCCCGAGAAGACGGCGGGUGAGGGAACAUUAUCGUCAUCGCCGCUGUCGUCGUUGCCCGGAGGAGAAGCGGUGUGGGCCGUCCUGCCGUAUCUCGACGGCCUGCGGAUCUUUGACAACACGGACCGCGUGCGCCCGAUCCACCCCGUCUACGCCAUCCCGCAGCAGAGUGUGAGGGCCAUGAGGGAGUAUUUUCGGGCGAGGCCGGGGUUUUGAUUUGCUCGGUAUCGAUGUCCAUGACGGGUGACCGUGAGAAGAAGAGUUCGGCUUAGUUCGUUAUUUCUUUCUUACGGUGCCUCCAUCGACACCAUAUAAGUGAGAAAGGAUUGUGUAGCCACCUAAGAGGGGAAGAGGAGAAUUGCAAAGACCUCACAAAAAAGUUCGGCCUGCUAAAACUCCUCGUAGUAUGACUACCUGACUGGCUGUGUCUUGGACGGUCCGAGU